Diabrotica virgifera virgifera (western corn rootworm) is the source of this 5554-nucleotide messenger RNA. It is a transcript of the gene qkr54B, whose product is annotated as KH domain-containing, RNA-binding, signal transduction-associated protein 2. Gene Ontology annotation, cellular component: nucleus. Bases 108 to 1211 code for a protein of 367 amino acids. Gene Ontology annotation, molecular function: mRNA binding. NCBI's taxonomy places the organism in Eukaryota, Metazoa, Arthropoda, Insecta, Coleoptera, Chrysomelidae. The record is from RefSeq and is a predicted model, not a curated record. Gene Ontology annotation, biological process: regulation of alternative mRNA splicing, via spliceosome. The transcript has 6 exons.
UCACAAUUCGGCUCGGCAAGUUUCGUUUAUCGGUGUCGGUGUUUCGUUUCGUUUUACAGAUUGUAUUAUCCAUCAUUUGGUGUUGUUAUUAUUAAAAGUAGUUAAAAAUGACGGACAAAUAUAAUUCAAACGGCGAGGACUAUUAUGGCGACAAAAGAAAAGGUGGAGAAGAGUCGAUUAAAAGAGAUUCUGAGGCUGCUGGCGACAACGAAGAAAACACAUCAAGCCAAAGAGCAAGCGAAUAUGUCAAAGAAUUGUUAGCGGAAAAGCUAUCGAUUGAUCAACAUAAGCUACCUAAUGCCGUUAGGUUAUUAGAACAAGAGGUCACCAAGACACAAUCGAUAGGCCGAGCUCCCGUGAGAGACAUAAAAUAUGUUGAUAUUUACAGGGAAAAACCGAUCAAAGUUACUGUUAAGGUAUUAGUACCUGUUCGGGAAUACCCUAAGUUUAAUUUUGUUGGAAAACUUUUGGGACCGAAAGGAAAUUCUAUGAAACGGCUCCAGGAAGAAACCAUGUGCAAGAUGGCCGUUUUAGGAAGAGGAUCAAUGAAAGAUAGAGCUAAAGAGGAUGAGUUGAGAAAUUCUCUUGAUCCCAAAUACAGCCAUUUGAUGGACGAUCUUCAUGUAGAAAUCUCAGCUCUUGGUCCUCCAGCUGAGGCUCAUGCAAGGGUAGCUUUUGCUCUGGCAGAGGUCAGAAAAUAUCUUAUACCAGAUAGCAACGAUAAUAUUCGGCAAGAGCAAUUGAGAGAGAUGGAAUUAUUUUCCGAUAGAGAAAUGAUACCCGAGCCACGAAGACCUCCUCCACCUCAUCACAUAAGACCAUCUAAUCCGAUAUCCCGAGGACCACCUCCACCUCAUGCAAUGCGUACAGCAACCAGAGCCCCAGUUCACACGCCGAGAGUAAUGCCAGCCAAGACUAAAAUAAUGUCUAUAUUAGAUAGAGCUCGUGUAGCCAUGGAGGAAAGUUAUGGAUACGAAGAUGAUUAUGGAGCCACGUCACCCCCUCGUUACGGUAACAUGUAUGCUCCAAAAGUUAACGAUUACACAUCAGGGUACUAUGAAGAUUAUGAAACUGAUUACUACAAAGAUAAUGGUUCUCCGAGUUUUGACUAUCACCGGCGAGGUUUCUCACAUCAAUCAGGACCACGUAGACAACAAAAUUCCAAACAAUCCAACCAUUACAAUUCAUCUCCUUCGAAGAAGGUGGGCUAGAAUUAAUGUGACACGGUAGAUGGAGAUACCUAAAGACUUUAACCAAUCGGGUGCAGGAUGAGUGUGACCAGGACCGGGUUGCCAUUUAGAUGGUAGACAUUACUAAUUAUUUAUAGACGUUUGAAGGUGAGCGGUGUGUACGCUGGUCGAGACACUUCGAAAGAAAGAAUUGUUUAAUAUGUUAAUUUUUUAUACAAUACGUUCAGUUUUCGAUUAGAUAUAGGCAACUGAAAGAAGUGCUAAAAGCGGCAACAUUGCAUAGUCGACUAUCGUUGUUUAAUCGCCGAAUGACGACGGAGCGACGGAGUUACAAUCGGCGAGAUUCAGGCGCAUUAGCGUAGGAAGUGGGGACCAUCUGGCACUCGACGGCUAACAGUGUUGCCAUUUAUAGGCCAUAUAACUAAUUUAAAACUAAACAUGCUGUAUAAGUACCUAAUAAUAAAAUUGUUGAAUUGUAUUAUAUUGUAUUAUAAUAGAUGCCACAGUGUCAAUAUGUUAUAAGUGUUAUUUAGAUUAUGUUAUAAGUGUAUAAAUAAAAUUAACAAUAAAUAAUUAAUAUUUGAAAUAUAAAAUCUAUUAAAUAAUGAUUCUAUUUAUAAUAGUAAACAUAUUUACAAUAUAGGUGAUUUUCGAAUUUUGUGAUGGUCAAAGAUGUCUAAUUUUCGAAAAAUUAUAUAUAUAAAAUUAUUUAUUAAUUAACUAAUUAUUUAAUUUAAAAAAAUUAUAUUUAUAAUAACAAACAAUAUUUACAAUAUAGGUGCUUUUCGAGUUCCUCUCUUCAAAAUUAUCAGUCGUGUCACUAGUUGGCACAGGGAAAUCAUCAACAAAUCUCACAGGCUUCUUACGCCGUUUUUCUUUACUUUACGUAAAUUCUGGAUUUAUUCAAUAGUUGCUGGCAGCUAAUUUAGAUUCUUCAACAAUGAAAGACCAUGCAUUUCUGAUUUUUUACCCAUACGUAAUAUGACUGCACUAUAUCUGACUGGUAUUUAACCUAUGUAUAUAUCUAUAUUUUAAUUGAGUGGCUCACAGAGCAUUCUGUCUAUAUAAUAGAUAUUGUAUAACUGCCAUUUUACGAAAUAAUCUACCUUUUAUGUGUGGUAGCUUGUUGCUUUUAAACUCUAAAUGGAAUCUCAAAUUUGAUUCUGACUUGGAGAUCUGAAUACUUAAGGUUGGAACCCUUUUUAUAUCUUCCAAGUGUCUAAUAUUACUAUAACUUAAAUCAACAGAUAGAAACCUACCUUAAAAAUUUGGCUUUUGGAUCAAUUAGCAUACUUUUCAUGUUUUCCCUAAUAGACCAGGGCGGAUCUGUAAAAAUAUUAGUACAUUUGGACGUUGAGAGGUGACUCAAAUUUUUUUGCAGAAAUUGCUUGAAAAUAACUCAAAUAAUAAUAUUUGAGUUAUCUUCCUCUCAAAAAGGUCCGGAACAUUGUUUAAAUAAACAAAAUGUCAAAAAAUUAAGGAAAAAUUCGAUUUUUUUCUUGGUUUUUUGAUUAUAACUUUAAAAGUAUUCAUUUCCGAGAAAAGUUGUACUGACAUAAAAGUUGCGUAAUUAAAUUUCCUAUAAUAUAGAAUUAGUUAAAAAUUUAAGAAAUACUCACAAUUGUUGCAAAAUAGCAAUAAUUUUGAAAAAAACAUACAAAAACAAGUAUUCGCAUUUUACGUUUUUCAACCAUUUAUGCUACACUUAGGACCUUCAUAAAUUUUAUGAUACAGUAAAACAAUACUGUAAAUUUCAUUAAGAUCGGUUCAAUAGAUUUUGCAAAAUAAAUUUUGCAAUCCAGCUUUCGUAAAAAAAAUUCAUUUUUUCAAAAUAUUACAGGACUGAAAAUAAAGCAGAUAGCAAGUUGAAAAUUUUUUUGCACAUAGAAGUGUACUGUACCAUUCAUUUGCAAUUUUGCAAAAUUAAAAUCGCUUAACACCACGGCGUCAGGAUUUUUUUUAAAUAAGCAUUAAUUAUUGGUGCUACGCGCAGGACAGCGGAUAGGUUGCUCUGAUUGGGCAUUUCAAUGACCUUUUAUAAUGAUUGAUACAUUUUAAUUUUUAUGACAUUUUGAUAUAAAUAAAUAAAUUUGUUUAUUGCAAAAUAAAAACACAUACUCUAUACUUUGAAAUAACACUUUUAUUAGCAAAAACUUUCUUUGUUCAUAUAUUUUAACUUAAAUAAUAAAAGUUUAUUAUUUUUAAACAUAUUUAAUUGUUUAAACAAUAUUUCACAAACAAUAAUAAAAUUAGUUUGAUUUUUGUGGAAUUAAAAUAUUAAAAUACAACAAAAUAUAGAGUAAGAAAGUAAUAUAUUAGAUAAAGAUUAGAAGAAAUUUUGGUGGAAAUCAACCUGUGUGAAUCGAACACAGUUGUCCUGCGCGUAGCACCAAAAAUUAUUGUUUAUUUCAAAAAUUUUCUGACGCCGUGGUAAUUAAUCGAUUUUAAUUUUGAAAAUUGCAAAUGAAAGGUAGAGUACAUUUCUAUAAGCAAAAAAAAAUCAACUUGCUAUCUGCUUUAUUUUCAGUCCUGUAACAUUUUGAAAAAAUGAAUUUUUUUUGCGAAAGCUGGAUUGCAAAAUUUAUUUUGCAAAAUCUAUUGAACCGAUCUUAAUGAAAUUUACAGUAUUGUUUUACUGUAUCAUAAAGUUUUUCAGGGAGAAAUAUGAAGCUCCUAAGUGUAGCAUAAAUGGUUGAAAAACGUAAAAUACGAAUACUUCUUUUUGUAUGGUUUUUUCGCAAUUAUUGCUAUUUUGCAACUAGGGUUACUAUUUUUUAAAUUUUUAACCAAUUCUAUAUUGUAGUAAAUUGAAUUACGCAACUUUUAUGUCAGUACAACUUUUCUCGGAAAUGAAUACUUUUAAAGUUAUAAUAAAAAAACAAAGAAAAAAAUCGAUUUUUCCUUCAAUUUUUGACAUUUUGAUUAUUUAAACAAUGUUCCGGACCUUUUUGAGAGGGAGGAUAACUUAAAUAUUAUUAUUUGAUUUAUUUUCAAGCAAUUUCUGCAAAAAAAUUUGAGUCACCUCUCAACGUCCAUCUCAAAACAGAUCCGCCCUGGACUAUAACCUUAAUUAUUUAUAGUAUGUUUGAGUAGAUGUGGUAGAUAUUUAUAAUGAAUCAUGUAAUAUACAUACAUAAUUUAUUAAAUAUUUUAACUUUGCACAUUUAAGACGUAAGUGAAGAUUAUAUUGUUAAAUUAUUAUAUUAACACAUUCGCUGCCUAUCGAAGUGGAUGGAACUCGGCUAGGAGCCGUUUUGUUAAAUGGUACCUGACUGAAGUAACCCUAUCACUCGCUGACGCGUCAACGGCAGCGAAUGGGUUAAAUCGAUACACCAGUUCCAAAGAGUAACAAGUCUGAAUUAUAGUGAUUUGGAGUGAAGUAUUGGAAAGUGCUUCAAUAACAAAUAUUUACGAGCUCCAAAGGACAACUCUAUAAGGACGUUCUGUGAAGAUGUCACACAUAUUCUUUUGCCCUUUAGCUCGUCCAAUUUUGAACAUAGGCUUCCCCCAGUUUCCUCCAUUCGCUUCUGUUUGGUGCUUUCUGUUUCCAGUGCGUACCUCCUAUCUUUUUAAUGUCGUCUCCCCAUCUCAUCUGGGGUCGUCCUCUUGACUCUUUUCUGUCCAUGGUCUCCAUUGUUGUAUCGUGAUAUUCCACCUAUUGUCCGUUUGUCUGGCGUUAUGACCUGCGAAGCUCCAUUUUAGCCUGGCUAUAUGUUGUCCUGCGUCUUUGACUUUUGUUUUAUUUCUGACCCAGUUGUUUUGCUUUUUGUCUGUUUUAGUUCCAACAUUGCCCUCUCCAUGGAUCUUUGGGUCUUCAUAUAUUUAUGUUUGCCUUGGUCAAGGUCCAUGUUUGGCAUGCGUAUAUGAGAAUUGGGAGUAUGCACUGGUCAAACACUCUUGUUUUUAAGUAUUGUUGUAUUUUUUUUAUUCUUUAGGACCCAUUUUAAUUUCCCAAAUCCUGCCCAGGCUAAUCUGACCCUUCUUUUUACCUCCCUAUAUGUCACAUAUAUAUUUUGUCAUAAAACGGUAAUUAUUUUAGUUCCAAAGCGUAACAAUUCGAGUUGUUACCCUGUUUUCUCGUAAUUAACGAUUUUGGACUUGUUACAUUUUGGAACUGGUGUAUCGAAAUGAUUAUUUUCAAACUUAUUGGGCAUAUUGAUAUUCAUGGCAUCUAUUGUUUAUUUUGUGGCUAUGAAGUUUGAAAAAUAUUUGUCUCGCCGGAUGUCGCCUUCCUUCAUUCUUCUAUGUAAUGAUCGGUUCUGGCUAGAACAGAAAUCAUUUAAUUGAGAACAAUGUUGGUUACAAUGUAAUUUAGCAAGUUGUUUAACUAUUUUUGUAUAAUAAAAAAAUCUAAUAUUCUUGUA